Messenger RNA from Acanthaster planci (crown-of-thorns starfish), 3836 nucleotides. Its product is annotated as RNA-binding protein squid-like. Gene Ontology annotation, molecular function: RNA binding. The record is from RefSeq and is a predicted model, not a curated record. NCBI's taxonomy places the organism in Eukaryota, Metazoa, Echinodermata, Asteroidea, Valvatida, Acanthasteridae. Gene Ontology annotation, biological process: regulation of gene expression. Gene Ontology annotation, cellular component: nucleoplasm; chromatin.
UAUAUGGUUUCGUGCUUGCGCGCGUGCGCCGAGUACCAAUCACAGUCAUUUUCAGGCAACAUGGCGGACCCCGUGACUGAUGAGCAAACUGGCGAACAAAACGGCGGACAAGUUGCCAAUCCGAACCAAGGAACGACAGAUAAUGAGACAGCCUCACCUUCGAAACCUGGAGAAAGUAUAUUCGCUUCAAAGGGCAAAGAUGAUCCUGCGAAAAUUUUUGUUGGGGGUUUAAACAAUUGCACCACAAAUGACAGUCUCCAUUGCUACUUCUCCCAGUUUGGAGAGGUUGUGGACGUCAACGUGAAGUACACACAGGAGCGAAUGGGUAAUCUUAGGGACCCAAAUGAGCAGAAUGUGAGGUCCAGGGGCUUCGGCUUUGUGCUUUUCAAGAGUCCCGAAGUUGCCAAAUUGGUGUUGGCUAAGGAACACGUGGUGGACGACAAAAAAAUUGAGGUGAAGAAAGCAAUCCGGCAGGGCCAGCCACGAUCUAAGAAGCUCUUUGUGGGCGGCAUCGCAAACUUCAUAUCAGAGGAAAUCCUGAAUGCCUACUUUUCUGCAUUUGGCUCGAUCAUAGACAUAAAGAUCCUCGUCAACCAUGUGACCCAGAAACGCCGUGGCUUCGCCUUCAUUCAGUUUGAGGACGAGUCGACAGUAGAUACAAUUGCAGAGGUCAAAUACCACGACCUGUCCAACGGCACGGAGAAAUGUCGAGUGGAGGUCAAGCCCGUGUUGCCGCAGACAGACAAGUUCAGAGACGGCGGCUACCGUGAUAGAGGCGGAUUCCGAGGAAAUGGCAGACGGGGCGGAUACGGGGGAGGUGGUGGUUACGGUCCCCACCAGGGCUACCAAGGGGGCGGGCAUUACAACCAGAUGGGCAGCUACAACCAAGGUGGGCGGGGCGGCUAUAACCAGGGAGGCUACCAAGAUGGUAGCAGUUAUUACCAAGGCGGGUACGACCAGUCUGGCUACAACCAACAGCAGUAUGACCAACACUAUCAGAACUACCAGGGAUACGAGUACAGCUACAAUCAGGGCUAUGGGCAGGGCCAGGGUGGCCAAUACGCCAAUGGGUCUGGGUACCAGGGCGGGUACCAGACCGGAUAUGACACCAGCAAUUAUGGGGGUGGACAACAGCAGUAUAACUAUGGCUCAAACUAUGGACAAGAAGCGUCGGGCUACGGUAAGGCCCCAACGGGUGGCUACCAGCACAGUGCCAACCAACCAUACUGACGCAGUUGGGGUACCAGACAUAACAAAGAUACAUAUUUUUGAUCUGUUCAAAGAAGAUUCUUGGUCCCUGAAAUUCAAUGAUGGUGAUAGUUGCUACAGUGAUUAUGGUGAUAAAAAAACACGGAACCCCGUCACAGAACCUGACCAUGUCCCCUUUAAAACACUUGGGCAGUUAGCCUGUCUCCACUGAGUUGACCCCUCAAGACCCAGAGGAAGAGAAUUUCCUUUGGAUCUUGUCGAUUUUGACCAGUGAGGGCAUCAUAUACAUGUACUUUGGGUUGAUUUUAGCUUCUGUUGCAUUCAGUAGGUUACAGCACUUUGUUUUCGUUGGAUUCAGCAGACUUCACUCGUGUUGAAUUUGGGUUGGUUGCAAACUCUGCUCCCGAAUUCAGGGGACUUUCAUUUUGCUGUCUGUGAAUUUCAUGGGAUUCAACAGACCUCUAGCCUUUCUUUUGUAGUUCAGUGCCCGUUGAAGUCAGCGGGCUUUGCAGCUUUUUCAGCUCUAGGAUUCUGUUUGAUACAGCUAUGUUCCUGGGGGGAUGAAGUUAGUAAGAGAUAUGGUUCUUUAUUUUGGAAUACUUGGCAUAAGACUGAGAAAAUUGUCAUGCAGGGCUUUCACCGGUGGGCAUGUAUAAUAGUACAGUACCAAGCCAUAUGUAAAUGCAUGCGUUGGUAUUGGAAAAGAUGAGUUAACAAAAUUUGGGGAAACUUCAGGAUGAAAAUAGUUUGAACGGAAGAAGAGAUUCGUUGACUUGCCCUAAUUUAGAAAAAAAAAAGAGUCUUGCACUGGAUGAUUAGGCUGGCCACGUGGAAUCCAGCGCUUGGUCUGUGAAAUUGUGGUUACUCUAAAUGUUUCAAAACCCUAGAAAUGAACAGGGACAAAGGAUGUUAAAUAUCAAGUUUGAAAAUGCUAACCCGUACCUAUUUGCUGGAUUUCAGAUCUGAAAUUUGGUGAUAGUUUGUGACAACCAAUAGGUCGAGAGAAAAGUGUUGAAUAAAUAUGAAUAGCACGUUGAAGUUUACUCACACUAGAGGGGAAAUACACUCAACAUUACAUAAAUGUACAGCAACAGUGUUAUUCUUAAACCUUGGAGUGGAUUUCAAAAACGGCCUUGAGGGAGUGAGGCAGCCUCCAUUCCGUGCGUUACAACUUUCAGGAUUGAAAUACUCAGCGGUCAGCGUAACUUUGCUUUUCUAUCCGAUACAUAAGUUGUCCCGAGACAAGCGAAGGUACAAUAUGUUGCAGCGACCUUUGACUUGAAUGGACUGUUUGGGAAAGCGCACGAAUCUUUGCGAAUGAGAAGUGUAUUUAGAUGUCGUCAAUUUGUGUUUUAGAUAUUUUAGUGUGUCCCACAAAAGGUAAAAACCCUUGCGGUUGGCUGUUAGAGUCACCGUUUGGCGAAACACAACCAAAAAGACAAACAAAAGAGACCAUAAUUAGUUGACCUUCAGUGACGUGUGUAAAAGUUUCCAUUUAAUUUGGUUUUGAUUGCCUGAACUAUUUUUAAAAGCUGAAAACGAGUUCUGAUGUAUGUAUUGUGUAGCCGCUAGGAUGUUAGGGAUUGACUCGAGACUAUGGCAACGUGUUGGUCAUCGGAACAAGAACUGUUGUCCGGAACAACUUGAAAGGCCGAUGCUUCUCCCGAUCCUAUUGAAGCUAGACGGACUUUAUAACUUCGCACCAACAGCUUUGGGAAAAAAAUCCACUUGCCCCACUCUCUUUCGAACCGAGUGGGAUGUGAUUGGUCAAGCGAAGUGACGUAUAAUACUCUGCAUGGAGGGGGCGGGUCCUUGCAGACUCAACUUGUUCACCCAUUUUGCCCAUAAUAUGUUGCAGAUGUAUUGUAGGUUUUUUUUUGGGGGGGGGUUGUGUGUGUGUGUGUUUUGGGGGUUUCUUUUUGGCGUCCAAGCCUUAAAAUGUGGUUUCUUUGUUCUUGCUUCAGUCAUCAAGACGAACUAUCUUUCACCAAAAGAGUGAUUCGUGACCAACCCUUUCGCUAACCUACACGUACAACGUGAUUAAACGCAAAGGACUGACUGCCUAGGAGGAAACGUGUCCUUUUACUAGUAUGAACUAUGUGAUCUCCAUUGUAGAUGUUUUAAGUGAUGUUAGUGUUCUUUGAUGUCUCCUUUGUUGAUUUUUUAAAACGAUUAUAAAUGGUUCAAGGGUUAAUAAAAUGAGCAUUCCUUAUGCAGUUAAAGUUGCCAAAGGUUUUUUAAUCUAACUUAUUUAUGUGAGCUUGUAAAGGUGUUCUUAUGCCAUGUAUAAAAAUGGUUUAAUACGCACAUGCGUUUCGAAGCAACUUUUCUUAAGACAAUCUUAUUUAAAGUGCACUGCCACUGAAAAGUCACAUGAACAGCUGCAAUUUUUGAACAAGAAGUCUUCUUUUAAAGAAAAGUUAGUUUUUUCUUUUAAGAGGAGUCUUAUUUAAAAUUAAAACUUUGGCCAAUUAAAGUGCCUUAUUUUAAAACUACCAGGUGAUUUUAGUACAUGUAAAUGCGAAACCUGGUGCUUUUUUGUCGAUAAUUGGCGACGUUUAUAUUGUAUACUUGUGGAAACUUUCAUGGAAUAUCUCCCUUUUUUUACAAGAAAAGUUGGAAAAAGA